AUGAUUCCAGCUCGAUCCCAGCGAAGACGGUGCAACUGGAAGGCUGCAGCAUCCCCGUCGCAUCCCCGUCACAAAUCCCCAAGUCCCCUCGCAAAUCUUAUUCUCUUCCUUCCCUCUUCUUCCAAGCCACACCUACUGGUCAGCGAGUCAGCACAUUGCAACUCGUUGGCGCUGGUGCCCGAACGCCUUGCUUUCCCGGCUACUCGUUCCUCUCUAUCUCCCCUCCCUCCCUCCAGUCCUCCAGUCCGUCCUCCGUUUGGGUCGUUUCCAUCCCCAUCCCCACCCUCCCUGAUCGACUCGGACUCAUCACGGUUCCACACCAGCAACGCGGCUUCCCUCUUUUUCCUUCCGCCGAUCUGCGACCAGCAACCUCGUCGGAUUCCCGAUCCUCCUGUCCAUUCUGCGACCGUUAUUUCUCGACGUCUCGAGACUUCUCGUCUCACCUCAUUCCCUCUCACCUCCUCUCGUCUCACUUCACCACGCGACCCUUCCGCUCGGAUCCUGAAACCUGCUCGCUCUCCUUCCCUCCCGAAGCACACACUCUAG
This is a messenger RNA of Penicillium canariense, 546 nucleotides long. RefSeq lists its product as uncharacterized. The record is from RefSeq and is a predicted model, not a curated record. The coding region runs from base 1 to 546 and encodes 181 amino acids. The transcript has a single exon. NCBI's taxonomy places the organism in Eukaryota, Fungi, Ascomycota, Eurotiomycetes, Eurotiales, Aspergillaceae.